AUGGAGACUCUCGCCUAUGGUGUUUUAUGUGACAAGAAGGUGCCACCGAAACUUAAAGGUAAGUUCUAUAGAAUGGUGGUCAGGCCAACGAUAUUGUAUGGUGCUGAGUAUUGGCCAGUCAAGAUCGCUUAUGUUCAAAAGAUGAAGGUAGAAGAGAUCAGGAUGUUGAGAUGGAUGUGCGGGCACACCAGGUUAGAUAGGAUCAUAAACGAGGUUAUUCACGACAAGAUAUUUAGAGUUGCAAAGCUUGUUCUUAUUGGUCUUAUAAAACUUAUGGAUAGGACAAUACCUCUUCACUUUGAAAUUGUUAGAUCUGCCAUCUUCGCUAGUAAACAGAUUCCAUGGACAGCUACCCUUGCAUCUUACACUCACCCUACCAGGUUCAUCUCAAUGAUAUUUUCAAUUUGA
Molecule: messenger RNA, 408 nt
Organism: Nicotiana attenuata
Lineage: Eukaryota; Viridiplantae; Streptophyta; Magnoliopsida; Solanales; Solanaceae
Exons: 2
Coding region: 1-408 (135 amino acids)
Source: RefSeq, a predicted model, not a curated record